UCUCCCACGGUUACGGAACGAAAUCUAACCCAGGCGCGGAUUUCUUUCGCCACCGCGUGUUGCCGAGUGGUAUCCCCUGGCAACCGACCGCCGGUAGAGGACUCUUUUCUUUAUAAUUUUAUGUUUGUCUCUGCGCACACCGACGCGGGACAACUUUUGGUCUACUGUACUGAAGGCGCUGCGUCAAUUGCCAAUGUCUGCCAAGGCAAAUACACCUAGCAAGCCUCACAGGCCUCGUCAGGAGCUACAGCAGCUUCUCUUGGGGACAGAGGUGGCCCACAAGGCUGACAUCCUCACCUACAGCCGUGGUCACCUGAGCCCCAACACCCUGGUCCAGCCCCAGAGAAAGAUAGAACAGCCAAUCUGGAAAAUGUCUGAGUUCCAGGACAGGGGGGAGGAGGACGAAGGCCUGAGUGACCGUCGUCCCGCACAACGCCUUCAGAGAGAAACCGAGAUGGCCACUUACACAGAGAAGAUGAAGGAGGCUGUGUUUGAUUUUGUUGUCGCCAAGGGGCUAAAACCUAAAGUCCUGAAGCCCGGGCAGCACCAGUGUUCCCCUCGGGGGACGCCACAAGGGGUUAAAGGGCAAAGAGAGGAGAAGAGGUCCGGACUAACAACCAGUAUGGUUCUGGAUCCCUCUGAGCUCUUCUUGGUCCAUCCCAUGAGACCAACACAGCCCAAACCAAAUGGAGGUGCUGAACAGGUGAGGCUGGACAGGUACUGGUUCACACAGUCUUACUUGAGCGGCCUGACCAAGAAAGACCAGUUGAAGAAGAUGAGGCAGUUUGACAGGCAGGUUCUGGGCACACGGGACCUCAAAGACAAGAACUGCAUGAGAGGCAGCAAGGCUGUGGAGAAGUACAAGAGGAAACUAGAAAAGGAGCUGGAAAAACGGUGGGACCAGAGCUGGCCUAGUAGAGAGCGUCUGGGGGUGUUCAGUGACGUCUUGGAUGACGUCUGUGGGGGCUCGUCAGUAUUCGGAGACAUCCUCAGGGAAAUCAAGACUGAUUAUGAUCUGUACCUGAUCUCUCUUCUGGACUCCCAGACAUCUCUCAACAACAUGCCUCACCUAGAUGCUCUGGGCAUCUUAGGGGCAGAGGAUCUGGAGGAAGCCGGGAACGAGGUGUUCAGGCUGGGGGAGGAAGCACGGAGGGCCCUGGAUGAAAACAACCGAGUCCGGAAUGAGUUUCAGAUUGCACAGGACAGAUUCAUGGAAGUCUCAGAUGAUAAAGGGCUCCAAAAGGAGGCCACACUGCCAGAUCUAAUACAGCCAGGAGAGGGCGCCGUCUCCUUUAUAGAUAAGGUUCAGCCCAUGAGGCUUCAGGUGUGGAAGGUGUGGGGGGAGGUACAGCUGUUGGAGACGGAGAUCAAGGAGAAGAUGGUGUCCAUUGUCACCACAGGAGCUACCGAGAGGUGUAUCAGAGACUCCAAGGCGGACAUCAUAAGAAUUCAGGCCUCCAAUGAACGCCUCAGAAACACCAACAAGGAUCUGGAAAACAACAUCAACAUGAUUCUGAACAGAGCGAGAGUCAGCGAAGAUGACAAAGUGUACGUAUUUGCUUGCUUUUGUAUUUCCCAUAAUACCUGGACAAAAGUACACUGUCAUUGUCUUAUAAAUGCAUCAUAACUAAAAAUGACUUAAACUUAGCUUUGCUAGCGGCAUAUCUAGCAUGUAGCUGUUUUUUUAUUAACCUAUUGACUUCUUUGAACUGUACAUCGGGGCAACGCGUUUAGAUAAUGUUGUACAAAGAUCUCUCAAUGGUUUUAUGAAUUCUCUGUCUUUUCACAGGGAGAUGUGGGACAAAAUAUGGAGUGCCCUGCAAACUGAAAACGAUAGAAUGCAACCACUGGUGAAUUAGCACCAAUCAGUGACUGCUUUUGUCCACCAGGGGUCAGUCUUGGACAACUG
Messenger RNA from Esox lucius (northern pike), 1909 nucleotides. RefSeq lists its product as uncharacterized. The coding region runs from base 194 to 1627 and encodes 477 amino acids. The record is from RefSeq and is a predicted model, not a curated record. The transcript is spliced from 13 exons. Lineage: Eukaryota; Metazoa; Chordata; Actinopteri; Esociformes; Esocidae.